Molecule: messenger RNA, 1127 nt
Organism: Peromyscus eremicus (cactus mouse)
Lineage: Eukaryota; Metazoa; Chordata; Mammalia; Rodentia; Cricetidae
Gene: Rpl3l
Product: ribosomal protein L3 like
Biological process (GO): translation; ribosomal large subunit assembly
Cellular component (GO): ribosome; cytosolic large ribosomal subunit
Molecular function (GO): structural constituent of ribosome; RNA binding
Source: RefSeq, a predicted model, not a curated record
AUGGCUUCAGCAAGCGCUGGCCUCCGACCUCCAACUCGCUCCGCGUCAGGACCAGCUCGGCCUGCCGAGGACGCGGGGACCUCUACGCCUGCGCGGAAAGGCGGCACCGCGCCUGCGCAGUUUGUUCCUGGCACCAGAGGCCAUGCUGGCUACAGGAGCCAGCCAAGGAGCCUGCCAGGUGCUAAAUCUGGGAUCUGGCAGUUGAGUGUUCUGGCCCUGUCAUUCGACCUCUGGUGCCUGGUGGGGAGGCCCCUUCCUGACCUGCAGGGACCGGCCAUGUCCCACCGGAAGUUCUCUGCCCCUCGACACGGACACCUGGGUUUCCUGCCCCACAAGAGGAGCCGGAGGCAUAGGGGCAAGGUGAAGAGCUGGCCUCGGGAUGACCCCAGCCAGCCUGUACACCUCACGGCUUUCCUGGGCUACAAGGCUGGCAUGACCCACACCCUUCGAGAAGUGCACCGCCCUGGACUCAAAAUUUCCAAGCGAGAGGAGGUAGAAGCUGUGACAGUUGUGGAGACACCGCUGGUGGUGGUGGGCGUGGUGGGCUACGUGGCCACUCGAGGUCUGCGGAGCUUCAAGACCAUCUUUGCCGAACACCUCAUAGGCUGCUCCAUCGCCCGGGCUGGGCAGAAAGGUUACCACCACCGUACAGAGCUGAACAAGAAGAUCUACCGAAUUGGCCGGGGGCUGCACAUGGAAGAUGGGAAGAUGGUCAAAAACAAUGCGUCCACCAGCUAUGAUAUAACUGACAAGUCUAUCACACCAUUGGGUGGCUUCCCCCACUAUGGGGAAGUGAACAAUGACUUCAUCAUGUUAAAAGGCUGCAUUGCAGGUACCAAGAAGCGAGUGAUCACACUGAGGAAGUCCCUCCUAGUGCACCACAGCCGCCGGGCUCUGGAGAAUAUCGAGCUCAAGUUCAUUGACACCACUUCCAAGUUUGGCCACGGACGCUUCCAAACAGCGCAGGAGAAGAGGGCCUUCAUGGGCCCCCAAAAGAAGCAUCUGGAGAAAGAGAAGCCGGAGACCUCGGGAAACAUCUAAGAUGCCUGGAAUGGAGCACACUUGGGAGUGCUCCUGCUGCCUGUCCUGUCCUCUUUGUCUAAUAAAGUCCUGAGGCAACUCUUUAA